Molecule: messenger RNA, 783 nt
Organism: Ustilaginoidea virens
Lineage: Eukaryota; Fungi; Ascomycota; Sordariomycetes; Hypocreales; Clavicipitaceae
Exons: 2
Coding region: 1-783 (260 amino acids)
Biological process (GO): double-strand break repair via break-induced replication; DNA replication
Cellular component (GO): nucleus; GINS complex
Source: RefSeq, a predicted model, not a curated record
AUGGCCCUGCCUCUUCCCGCUGGACUGGUUCCCUCCGAGGUCUCGUUUCUCUGCGAAAUGGAGCUCGUCACAGUCGUUCCGCGACAAAAGCUGGAGAGCAUCGACCUCCUGACGGGCCCGACUCCCCAGCUUCGCCCCCCGCGGAGAAGCAAGAUCCCCCUCUGGUUCGCGCUCUUGCUCAAGAAGCAGCGUCGCGCCAACAUUGUCCCCCCGCCGUGGCUACACGCCGACUCUCUUCGCGACAUCAUCCACCACGAAACCAAGGUCGACACCAAAGGCUGGGCGCCGCCCCCGCCGCCACCGUCGCGCGCCGAUUCCCGCGGCAACGCGCGCCGCCUCAACGACCCCUUGUCCGACGACGAUGCCGUACUGUCGCCGCCGUUCUUGCCGAGCUGCACGGCCGACGCGCCGUCCGGCGCCUUGCCCUACCACUGGUUCGAGCUGGCCGAGAUGCUGCUUGCCCAUGCGGGCGAUGACAUCGUGUCCGCCUCCGAGGUUCGCUCGCUGCUGAGAGAUCUGCAGGAGGUCAGAGGGGCCAAGAUGAGGAGCAGCAUGGCCCAGCUGGAGAAUGGCGUCGAUGGGGUCAUGAGCCUGAGAGGCGUCGGGGCCAUGGAGCUGGCCGAGAGCAGGGGCUUCGUGACGAGCGUGGUAGAAGGGGUGAGGAAGCUCGGAGCGAGUGGCGAAGCCGUGAGGAGGGAGGAGGAGGAGGAGGAGGAGGAGGAGGAAGCCGCGGCGGCGGGCGGUGAUGAUGAUGGGCGGAGCGACGACGACAUGGGAUUAUGA